Molecule: messenger RNA, 2081 nt
Organism: Charadrius vociferus (killdeer)
Lineage: Eukaryota; Metazoa; Chordata; Aves; Charadriiformes; Charadriidae
Gene: ZNF800
Product: zinc finger protein 800
Exons: 4
Coding region: 51-2081 (676 amino acids)
Source: RefSeq, a predicted model, not a curated record
CAGAAACGAGCUGCUGGAUGUAGAAGGAAACUAAGUGGUGCACACGGAAAAUGCCUCUAAGGGACAAGUGUUGCCAGACUGACCACCAUCACCAUGGAUGCUGUGAACCAGUGCAUCUGUUGGAACCUGGUGAUCCUCCAUUAUUACAGCAGCCUCUGCAAACAUCAAAAUCUGGUAUUCAACAAAUCAUUGAGUGUUUUCGAUCAGGAACUAAACAACUUAAACAUAUCUUGUUAAAAGAUGUGGACACUAUUUUUGAGUGUAAAUUGUGCCGGAGUCUCUUCAGAGGAUUACCAAAUUUAAUUACUCAUAAAAAGUUUUAUUGUCCUCCAAGUCUCCAGAUGGAUGACAACCUUCCAGAUAUAAACGAUAAACAGAGUCAAGCCAUAAAUGACCUUCUGGAAGCAAUCUAUCCAAGGGUAGAUAAGCAAGAAUAUGUAAUUAAAUUGGAACCUAUAGAAACUAAUCAGAAUGCUGUAUUUCAAUAUGUAUCAAGGACUGAUAGCCCAGAUGAGAACACAGAAAGUAGUAGUACCCCUGAUCAAGCUCCAGUACAGAUACAGGAACCCAGCACUGAGCAACCCAAGACUGUUUCAGCUCCAGCCCCAGUCCCAGCUGGGGACACUGUAGAAUUACCUCCUGCUGAUCCUGUUACAAACAAAGUGAUACCUACUCCUGAAGAACAGCCUCCAGCAGAAAGUGUUGAGGUGGACUCUCUGGAUAAUUCUGAUUUUGGCCACCAGUUGAUAUGUUGCCUUUGUAGGAAAGAAUUUCAUUCCAGACGCAGUGUACGCCGGCACAUUCGAAAAGUGCACAAAAAAAAGAUGGAAGAGCUAAAGAAGUACAUAGAAACAAAAAAGAAACCAAAUCAAUGCUCUGCAAAAGGACGAAAUAAGAAUGUUCUUGUAGCAUUAGGUAGAAGUUGUCCCGUAUGUUAUAAAUCAUUUGCUACAAAAGCCAACGUAAGGAGGCAUUUUGAUGAAGUUCAUAGAGGAUUAAGAAGGGAUUCCAUUACUCCUGAUAUAGCUACAAAGCCUGGGCAACCUUUGUUCUUGGAUACAGUUUCUGCUAAAAAAUCUUUUAAGACCCGGAAACAAAAGUCGUCUUCAAAGGCUGAAUACAAUUUAACUGCAUGCAAAUGCCUUCUGUGCAAGAGAAAAUAUAGUUCACAAAUAAUGCUGAAAAGGCACAUGCAAAUUGUUCACAAGAUAACUCUUUCUGGAAAGAACUCUAAAAGAGAGAAAGGACCCAACAAUACUGCCAAUGGCACAGAAAUAAAAGUAAAAGUUGAACCAGCAGAUUCUGUAGAACCUUCACCCCCUUCCAUUGCCCUUUCUCCGCAGAAUGAAUUAAAGGGAACAAAUCAUUCAAAUGAGAAAAAGAGUACACCGUCAGCACAGAAAAAUAAAGUUAAACAGGACCCUGAAAACCUUAAAUCAACCACUAAAUCAACCUCUAAAUCAACCAAUGCAUCUGCUGCAGGUGGCCAGCAAAAAACCAGGAAGCCAAAACUUUCAGCUGGCUUUGACUUCAAGCAGCUUUACUGUAAACUCUGUAAACGCCAAUUUACUUCUAAACAGAACUUGACAAAACACAUUGAAUUACACACAGAUGGAAAUAACAUUUAUGUUAAAUACUACAGGUGUCCACUCUGCUCUUACGAGACACGUCGCAAACGUGAUGUGAUAAGGCAUAUAACUGUAGUUCAUAAAAAGUCACCGCGCUACCUUGGGAAAAUAACUGCAAGUUUAGAAAUUAGAGCAAUAAAAAAGCCAAUUGAUCUUGUUCUAAAUAAGGUGACAAAAAGGGGCCCUCAGAGGGAUGAAACAAAACAGAUUGUUUCAAAACAGGAUGUCACCUCUAAUUCUCCCAAUAAAAAGGAUGUAGGAGCUGAUGUUGGCAUUGAAGUAAAAGUAACAAAAAACUUUUCUCUGCACAGAUGCAAUAAAUGUGGGAAAGCAUUUGCCAGAAAAGCUUUCCUAGAACAUCAUAAGAAAACCCACAAAGCAAAUGUAUCUCAUUCACCUGAAGAAAAUAAAACCAAAGGCAGAAGUACAAGAUCUAAAGCUGUUGUCUGGUGA